AUGGCCAAGGUAACACCUGCUCUUACCAUUCCCAUUCGAACGAUAGCACUCUAUUCCGACAGCGAAAUAGUUCUAGCUUGGCUGAAGAAACAUCCCUAUCAGCUUGAAACGUUUGUGUGCAAUCGUAUCGCAGAAAUUCAAGCUAAUACUUCGAACUACACUUGGAAUUAUGUUCGAUCAAGCAACAACCCGGCAGACAUCGUGUCUCGUGGGAUGCUACCCUGCGAGCUAAAGACCAAUGAAUUGUGGUGGACCGGCUCUGAAUCCAUCAACUCACCAGUCGUCAACUUUGAGCAUGUUAGCGGCAUCCCCGAUGAAAGGUUACCAGAAGUGAAAUCAAAUGUGGUAAUAAUGACGGCGCUUAUCUCAGAACCGCUGGCAAUAUUUGAAACUUGCAGUUCGUUUCGUCGACUUCAAUGGAUUAUAGGAUGGAUCCUACGCUUCUCGGAUAAUGCCCUAAAAAGGAAGAAUGUUAGAAUCACUAAUCGAAAUCUUACUGUACAAGAACUACGGCGGUCCAUGAUUGUCAUCGUGCGGGUAAUCCAGCAUAUCGAUUUCGAAGACGAAAUCCUACGAGUGAAAACCAAAACACCGUGCAAACGAAUUGGAAAUCUCAACCCGAUUUACACCGGCGAUGGUGUGCUUAGGGUCGGAGGACGGCUCAAGCACUCAAAACUUCCUGAAGAGUCCAAACAUCAAUUGAUAUUACCGCAUGCUAGUCCAGUCACUCAUCGAUUAAUUCGCGACAUGCACCAAGAACUACUCCAUGUUGGACCUGCUGCGUUACUUUCGGCAGUCAAACAGCGUUUUUGGUUGCUACGUGCUCGAUCAGCAAUUCGCAAGGUAACUAGAUCGUGUGUAAAAUGUUUCCGCACCAAUCCAACUAGCAUUUCGCAACUUAUGGGUGAUUUGCCACGACAACGAGUUACACCGUCCCCCGCAUUCAGCAUCACUGGCGUGGACUAUGCUGGUCCGAUUUUCGUGAAGCAAGGAGCUUAUCGCCCGAAAGUAGUUAAAGCCUACAUAGCGGUUUUUGUGUGUAUGGCCACGAAAGCUUUACACUUAGAAUUAGUGUCGGAUCUAACAACUGAUGCCUUUCUUGCGGCUCUCCAGCGCUUCAUUAGUCGCAGGGGACUUGUAUCUGAAAUGCACUCAGAUAACGCAACGAAUUUUCAUGGUGCCAACAACGAGCUGCACAGAUUGUACGAGAUGUUCCGGAAUCAACCCGAAAUCAACAAAAUUGUGCAAUUCUGUAAUACAAAGGAAAUUGAAUGGCACUUCAUUCCACCAGAUGCACCCGAAUUCGGUGGCUUAUGGGAAGCUGCCGUAAAAUGUACCAAGACGCACCUAAAACGAGUGAUUGGAAAUACGACGCUUAAUUUUGAGGAAAUGGUUACUAUUUUGUGCGAAAUAGAGGCUGUACUUAACUCCAGGCCACUUUUCGCCUUAUCUGGUGAUCCUGCUGAUCCCGAAGUGAUUACUCCAGGUCACUUCCUGAUUGACCGCCCAAUGACUGCGCUACCUGAACCAGCUUUUUACAACUGCAACAUGGGUCGGUUGAAACGCUGGCAACAUCUACAGCUGCUUCGAGAGCAGUUUUGGAGGGCCUGGUCCAACGACUAUUUGAGCAGUCUGCAGCCGAGAAAGAAAAACUGGACCACGUCCAACAACGUCCGACCAGGUAUGAUUGUUUUGCUGCGCGACAAGAACCGUCCUCCGCUUCAAUGGAAACUGGGCCGCAUCACUGCUGUCCAUCCUGGUCCGGAUAAUCUGGAGCGCGUCGUGGAAGUUUUCAGCGAGAACAAGUUUUUUCACGUUCAAUUGCAAAGCUGUCAAUUUUACCUAUUGAGGAAAAUCAAGGCCAACCUGAUCAGUUAG
Messenger RNA from Topomyia yanbarensis, 1878 nucleotides. RefSeq lists its product as uncharacterized. The transcript has a single exon. Bases 1 to 1878 code for a protein of 625 amino acids. Lineage: Eukaryota; Metazoa; Arthropoda; Insecta; Diptera; Culicidae. Gene Ontology annotation, biological process: DNA integration. Gene Ontology annotation, molecular function: nucleic acid binding. The record is from RefSeq and is a predicted model, not a curated record.